AUGGGUGACCUCGAGGUGGGGUACCGCGAGCACGUCGCGGGCGCGGCGUCGGCGCUGUACGAAUGGCUCUCGUCCACGACGUCGGAGAUCGAGGACGAAGAGGACGUGCGGAAUAGGGUGUAUAAAUACUACGUGCCGGUGUACGAGGAGGUGGUGGCGCGUUUGCGGUCGCACUGCGCGAGAGGACGGAAACCGAUGGUGGUGGGCGUGAGCGCGCCGCAAGGAUGCGGGAAGACGACGCUGACGAGGAUGAUCGUGGACAUGGUGCGAUCGACGCCGAGGAGAUUUAUCGACGGCGUGAGUGAUGGGAACGUGACGGCGGCGACGGUGUCGAUGGAUGACUUUUAUCUCACCGCGGAGGCGCAGACGGCGCUCGCCGAGUCAAACCCGACGAACGCGAUGCUGCAAUACAGAGGGAACGCGGGGACGCAUGAGUUGGAACUCGGAACGAAAACACUCGAUGCAUUGGCGCAGAUCAACGACGCGCAGUCCUCGAUAUCGCUUCCGAGAUACGACAAGCUCGCGCGCACGGGUCGAGGCGAUCGGAAACCCGAGAGCGAGUGGGACCAAGUCUCGGCGCCAAUCGACGUCGUUCUUCUCGAGGGAUGGAUGCUUGGGUUCGAGCCGAUCGAAGACGAAAAGGCGCGUGCUAUUAAUCCCGACUUGGUCGCCGUGAACGAGCAUCUCAAGAGCUACAAAGCCGCUCUCUGGGGAACCGAGCGCGUGGCUUGGUGGAUCAUCUUCAAGGUCCAGGACCCCAAGUGGGUUUACGAUUGGAGGCUCGAGGCUGAGCGGAAGGCGGGAGGUGGUUUGAGUGACGAGCAGGUGAAAGAUUUCGUCGACAGAUUCAUUCCCGCGUACGACGCGUACUUGCCGGCGUUAUACGAGAACCCACCCCCGGGGUCGCUCGUCGUCGUCGUGGAUAAGUAUCGCGAGGUGCAGAUGGUCUCCGUUGUUUCCAACGAACACGACACUUAG
Molecule: messenger RNA, 978 nt
Organism: Ostreococcus tauri
Lineage: Eukaryota; Viridiplantae; Chlorophyta; Mamiellophyceae; Mamiellales; Bathycoccaceae
Product: P-loop containing nucleoside triphosphate hydrolase
Exons: 1
Coding region: 1-978 (325 amino acids)
Biological process (GO): photorespiration
Cellular component (GO): cytoplasm
Source: RefSeq, a predicted model, not a curated record